Mucor mucedo is the source of this 632-nucleotide messenger RNA. RefSeq lists its product as uncharacterized. The transcript has 3 exons. The record is from RefSeq and is a predicted model, not a curated record. Bases 19 to 594 code for a protein of 191 amino acids. Gene Ontology annotation, cellular component: nucleus; cytoplasm. NCBI's taxonomy places the organism in Eukaryota, Fungi, Mucoromycota, Mucoromycetes, Mucorales, Mucoraceae. Gene Ontology annotation, biological process: protein import into nucleus.
UUUUUUUUUUUUUUAAUAAUGUGGAAACGAGCAAUUGCAAAUACAAUUUUACAACAGAAUCCCGGUCUCGAUGUUGAUUGCAGUCAGUUUCAGACUUGUGGGUCUUGUAUAGCACAAGAAGGUUGUGGAUUUUGCGGAGGGUCUGGGAGCUGUGUAAGCGGUGGAUGGUUUGGGGCAUUAGAUAAAUCUACAUGCGGUUUAGGCGAUUAUUAUUACCACCAAUGUCAUAUGUCUACUUUACCGCUGGGUAUUAUCAUGAUUGUGCUGACAAGUAUAGUGGUUAUUGGUGUUCUGAUUGGCAUGGGAAUAUUGUGCUGUUGUCUAUGUUGCAAAUGUUGUGGUGAUAGCGAUACAGAAGAAGACGAUACAGGCGAGGAUAGACCGUUGUUAGGGUCCCGUUAUUUAAAAAGAUCGUCUACGUACUACCAAUGGAAUCGACCCCCACCCCAGCAAAAUGAAGAGACCAACAAAAAAAAGAUGGCAGUAUUAGACGAGACGAGUCAUAAUGAAGGGGACACGAGCACUAAUAAGAACUGGGAAGAUAGACGUAAAGCACUCUUAAAGAAAUAUUCACGUGAACCAGUGACAAAUUAAAAAGGCUUGCAUGUGAAAAAGCGAAAUAAAAAAAAAAG